CCGGCUCAACACACUAGCGCCGCCAGCGCCAUGUUGAGAUAUAUAGGCAACAGGCCAGCACAGAUCACUGUUUUCCUACAAUGGUUCUCGCGCUUGCAGUGGUCGCACUCGGCGCGGCCUUAGCUGCAGCGACACCGGUCGAAUACGCUACUUCUGUGGACUGCCAGACCAACACGAUCCAUGUUCCUGUCAGUGCUCAGGGCAAAAACAUCCAGGUGCCACUGCCUUCAGACCAGGAUGCUCUCAUCGCAUUUGUUCAAAAAGCGACUGCUUUGAACGGAAUGAACAACAUCACUGCCACUCAAGUCAAUAGCUCAAGGGAGAUCAACGGAACUUAUUCCAUCUACGGCAAGCUUUGUACGCCAAAGUCCAAUCGGUCCUCUACUGUGCAGCUCCUGGUGCAUGGCAUCGGGUUUGAUUCCUCUUACUGGGAUUUUGCUAUCGAUCCUGCCAACUAUUCGUACGUCCGAGCGGCCCAUGCGGCGGGCUAUAGCACAUUUACUUUCGACCGUCUGGGUAUCGGUCGCUCAGAAAAGCCAGAUGCGAGAGAAGUCAUUCAGACCGCAACGGAAAUAGCAAUUGCCAAGUAUUUCGCCAAUAACCUGCGCAAGGGCACGCUGCCAUUCUCGAACAUGCGCAAAUUUGGCAAGGUCGCCUACGUCGGUCAUUCCUUCGGGAGCGAAAUUGGCAAUGGCUUGGCAGCAUCCGACCCCAGUGCGGCAGAUGCCUAUGUCUUCACAGGUUUCAGCCACAAUUCAACAGGUGUCGUAGGAUUCUACGACGGCACGCAGCCCGUACUGGCCAAUACGUACGGUCCCUCUGCAUUCAGCGGUCUCAGCAAUGGCAACUUCCUGUUCAACCCGGCCGGUUAUGGCGCACAACUGAUUUUCUUCAAGACUUACUACUAUGCUCAGUCAGUCCUGAAGCAAGCACUGGCGACUGCUCAGACUUUCACGCUCGGCGAAGCCUUGACCAUGGGUGCGGCCGUCAUGGCCUCUACUGCUAAUGUCACUUCGCCCGUCGCUAUCUUUACCGGUGAUUCUGACGCCAUCUUCUGUGCUGGAUCGUGUUACAUUGCCGGGAAAGAGAACCUGAUCGCGGCCGAAAAGCAGUACUAUCCCUCAGCGAGAGCAUUCUUGCCGUAUGUCAUCGCCAACACCGGUCACGCAGCCAAUCUCCACUAUUCAGCUGCAGUCUGGUUCAAGGCCGUCCAGACAUUCCUUGAGGCAGAGCUAUAAGUUUCCUGCGAUCAUGCAUGGCCGUACGUGCGAGGCGUGUUGUCGAAAUGAAUGCGCAUUGCGAGAUUCUGCUGGUCAUCGAUCGAAUCGCU
Molecule: messenger RNA, 1330 nt
Organism: Mixia osmundae IAM 14324
Lineage: Eukaryota; Fungi; Basidiomycota; Mixiomycetes; Mixiales; Mixiaceae
Exons: 3
Coding region: 81-1238 (385 amino acids)
Source: RefSeq, a predicted model, not a curated record